GCGAACUCCGGCGUGGAAGGACGGUUUUGUGUUUCUUGUGAACUAUGUUCCACGCUUAACAACUCGACAUCUAAACUCACUUACAUGAGAUCAUGAAAAAGGGAUGACGAAAGAUCGAUGAACCUCGUGGUGUCGCGACGCUGUCAAUCGAGACAAAAUCCAAAAGUUUGCAGAUCGAAUGCAGUGAAUCAUGUCGCAAUCAAGACGUUCCAGUAUUUCCAUCCACGAUUAUCCGGAACAUUUAAAUCCAUUCAACGAUGACAUCACCAGUACACAAUCUUACUUUUACCGUGAUGGAAAGGCAAAAGAUUCGAAACAUAAAUUCUGGACAUUUGGCAGAAGUAGAAAGAAGAGAUCAAAUAGUUUUUCUAUUAAGUCCACAUGGAACGGAUUGUUCGGCAAACGGAAAGAUGACAAGUUAGAAAUUCAAGAAAAGAAGUCCACAAUCACCACAGUUUCGUCAACUUACAAAAGAGAACCUUACGUUAAACCAAUACCAUCGUCACGUAUAACGAAGGAUCAACAAGAAUUUGAUGAAGCUCUUGGAACUUUAGCAAGAAGAAGAAAAUAUACAUUAGAUAAUUCCGCAUCAAGAUACAGUUCGUCUUUGACUGUUAAUGGUGAUCCUGCAAGACUCUAUGAUGGUAGUCCGCAGGAUACUACUACAUCUAUUAUGGGUGAUCUUACACCGAAACCACCAGCACGAAGAUUUGGCCAAAUGAGUCCAAAACCAACAAGUAAAAUACCACCGUUGGAUUUCGAAAAUGAAAGUCCGAAGGAAAACGGAAAUGUAACUCUUCGUGAAAAAACUCAAGAAAGAACGCCAAUUCCCCCUUUGCGAAGAUUCGGUAACAGAUCAUCACAAAGGACAAACGCAACUCUGGAUUCAGAGGAAGAAGUGAAUCGUUCAGGUGAUAUGGCAUUGUGUGAUGAAAACGAAAACGUAUCCGGGGAUUACAUGUUUAAAAGAUACUCUCAGGAUGCAAUUAGAAAAUCAAAUCUUUCAAUAAAUAGUUGUGUUUCAAUCGGAAGUACGAUGAGUUCAUAUGGUCGUAAAAAACGAAGAGCACCACAACCACCACGACGUUCAGAAAAUAUAGAAACAAAUGAAACGGUUCAUGAAGCAUCUAACAUAAAACUUCAAAUAGUGGAACCAAUUGAUAUAACGAGAGUUACUGAGAAUAUAGACGAUUUGACGAAAAAGAGUAAAAAUUUAGACCAAGAAGUUAAUGAAGAAAAAGAAAAUUCAAUUUUGAGUUCCAACGACGUAUCAUCUAAAAAAACAGAAGACAGUUUAACAAAAAUUAUAGAAACUAAUGCAAAUAUGCAAAAUAAAGAGAAAACUUGCAUUGAGGAAAAAUCUAUAGAUAUGGAACAAUUAGAAUCAAAAAUUUCGCUUAUAGAAGACUAUAAAGAAUCGGAAAAAGAUUUUGAGCAAUCUAAGAAAGAGGAAGAAGAUAUUCAAGUCGAAUAUUGCAGAACUUCUCAGAAAAAUAUAGAAAUAAUUAAAGAUAUAGAUCAAACGAAUUCAUUAGAAUUAGAUGAUAUCUCUCUUCGAAGGAAAAGUUCUUCAAGCACAUUAUCCAGAAAUGACAGUUUUUCUGUGAAAGAUGAGAUUGAAAAGAUAGAGAGACAAAUAAAAGCUCUGGAAACAAAGAAUGCUUCUAAAAACUGUUCGGAAGAAAAGAAUAUAAGGAAUUCGAUUCAAGAGAAUCGUAGGCAUUUUUUUCAAAAUAUGGUCGAGACCGAUAAUGAUAAAGAUCCGAUUAAAAUAGAAUUUAAAGAAUUUCCGAAAGAACAAAAGGACAUUCAUGUGGUAAGACUAAAUGAUUCACCUAUUUCCGUAGUAGCUUCUCGAGAGCCGGUGAAAGUUAUUGAGCUUCAUAUUUCUGAACCUAUAAGACAAAAGCCAGAAAUACUCGAAGAUGUGAAUCCAAUUCCAAAACCCAGGAGGCAUAGUGCUUUAAAUCUAAAUGAUUCUCAAUCAAACAUAACUCUAAAUAAUACUAAAAACUUUGAACCAAUAAGAGGGAAAUCUUUGUGAAUAUUAUUUUUAAUGAUAAAUUCUUGUAAGAAAUUGUACAAUCUUUUUGAUCUUUAAAUUAAAUAGAAGAAUAUCCCUGUUAAUUUUA
Apis laboriosa (Himalayan honeybee) is the source of this 2132-nucleotide messenger RNA. RefSeq lists its product as uncharacterized. The record is from RefSeq and is a predicted model, not a curated record. The transcript has 8 exons. Bases 191 to 2044 code for a protein of 617 amino acids. NCBI's taxonomy places the organism in Eukaryota, Metazoa, Arthropoda, Insecta, Hymenoptera, Apidae.